AUGGGCCCGGGGGGAGCCAGACGCCGCGGGGCCGAGGCCGCCUCGCCCGCGCCGGCCCCGUUCGUGCGCGUAGCCCCCGCGCUCUUCCUCGGGAGCGCGCGCGCCGCGGGCGCGACGGAGCUGCUGGCGCGCGCGGGCGUCACCCUGUGCGUCAACGUCUCCCGCCAGCAGCCCGGCCCGCGCGCGCCCGGCGUGGCCGAGCUGCGCGUGCCCGUGUUCGACGACCCGGCCGAGGACCUGCUGGCGCACCUGGAGCCCACCUGCGCCGCCAUGGAGGCCGCGGUGCGCGCCGGCGGCGCCUGCCUCGUCUUCUGCAAGAACGGCCGCAGCCGCUCGGCCGCCGUCUGCACCGCCUACCUCAUGCGGCACCGCGGCCUCAGCCUGGCGCGCGCCUUCGAGAUGGUGAAGAGGGCUCGCUCUGUAGCUCAGCCCAAUGAGGGUUUCUGGUCUCAGCUCCAGAAGUACGAGGAGGCCCUCCAGGCUCAGUCCUGCCUGCCCAGGGAGCCCUCGGGGACAGCUCUUCCCAGCAGCAGCAGAGCCACCCAGCCUUAGGGGUGGUCCCUGAAUCCUCAAGCAGGGCAAGUCUCAGGCCUGCAGCCCCGGGAGGGGAGGGGUGGCAAGGGGUGCUUGGGCCCUGAUAGGAGGUUGCGGGCCUCCCGUCUUUCCUGUCACACUGAGUUUGCGUUUCCCCCCAUUUAGCCUCGUCUCCCUGAAACGCAGCCCAAGAGGGCCUCUGUCCCCCUUGGUGGUGCAGGGGUGUGCAGACGGAGGAGGGGACUGGGAGGGCCCAAGCCCCGGAGACAUACCGCCCCUCCCUCCCUGCCUUCCUCCACCUCGCUUUAUUAGACAGGCUUUGGUCAGGAACAUCUAAACCACUUGAGGAAUUUUAGGCAACUGGAUGCAGGGAGACGGAGGCAGGUGAUUCAAGGACAGGAGGUCGGGGGUCCCAGGGGCCCACCAGCUGGACCUGAGCAGCUGCCUGUGCUCUGACCUCCCAGCUCUCGAGGACACCUGGAGCUGCCCGCACUACCUCCUGCCAAGCCACAGUACAUCUCCUUCCUCCCGCCUCCCAGUUCUCUCGCUGGUCCCAUCUCAGAACUGAACACAGGGUCCCGGUGGCCGCAGGGCGUGGGCCUGGGGGCUGAGACUGGCCGCUGCUGUGAGAAGCAGGGGAGCUGGAGGCUGUGCCAACAGACUGCCCGGCUCAGGCACCCUCGGGGCCUCAGCCUCUGCACCCACCUCCCACCUUGACCUCUCUGCUUCAGUGACUUUCCCGAAGCCACCGUCAAGCCAACGAUGGACACGCCCUCCCCCAGCGUGGAGGACCCCACAGGCCGUCAUGAGGUGCAUCUCAGCAUCCUGAUUCCUCUUCUAGGUCAGACAGAGCCUUUGGACAUCCUCCGGCCUCAAGACUAUCCUUGAAAAUUAAUCGCCAUCAACACUCCUUAAAUAGACAUGAGGAAAGAGAAAAGGACAAUGGGUGAUGUGUGUGAAUCACAG
Molecule: messenger RNA, 1500 nt
Organism: Propithecus coquereli (Coquerel's sifaka)
Lineage: Eukaryota; Metazoa; Chordata; Mammalia; Primates; Indriidae
Gene: DUSP28
Product: dual specificity phosphatase 28
Exons: 2
Coding region: 1-552 (183 amino acids)
Biological process (GO): protein dephosphorylation
Cellular component (GO): cytoplasm
Molecular function (GO): protein tyrosine/serine/threonine phosphatase activity
Source: RefSeq, a predicted model, not a curated record